Molecule: messenger RNA, 2094 nt
Organism: Penicillium argentinense
Lineage: Eukaryota; Fungi; Ascomycota; Eurotiomycetes; Eurotiales; Aspergillaceae
Product: phosphatidylinositol-3-phosphate-binding ubiquitin-protein ligase
Exons: 1
Coding region: 1-2094 (697 amino acids)
Molecular function (GO): metal ion binding
Source: RefSeq, a predicted model, not a curated record
AUGUCCCUUCCAAGUACCGCCUCAUCCUCGGAGGCCGAGACCAGCUCUGCGCCCGAGCAGGCCGAUUUGCGGGCAAACACCGAGCGUCGUGCGAAUAACGAUCGCGCCGAAACGGCUGCAGCGCAGAUCAUCCUUGAUUCAGACGACGAUGACUCUCUCGAACCUCCAGGCGUGUUUCGAUCCCACUUUGGACAAGCGGCGGGCCGCGAUACAGUCUCCAGACAAACAUUGCCUCACCGAGGUCUCCCGGCAGUACGCGCCCCUCGUAGCAGCGGCGGUCUGUCCGUAAGGACCGGGGCAACCUAUGAAACGGCGAUAGACAUUACCUCUUCUUCCCCGGAAUUCGAUGAUGAUGUUAAUGACGCGCGUGAACAUCAUGAUGUGCCUCGAUCUCCCGCUUCGUUGUCUAGAAGACAUUCACAAAGAUCGAGUUACGUAGGGGACGAAUAUCCUGUCCCAAGAAGACCCCCAUUCUCCGCAAGCGCACUUGACGCAGACAGAGCUGAAAGGUACUGGCCGAGUGAUCUAGGUCGGUCGAAUUCCUCAUCGUCAGGCAGGCGACACCUUAGUCUUGGGGAACGUGGUGGUUACCGAUUCCCCGAUGUGGACACAUCAAACGAAGGGAGAGGUGUUAUUAUGGAUGGUGAACCGCAACCACACAGAAGACCAUCAUCCAUAUUCAUGCCGUAUCAUUCACACGAAACGGUGGAUGACCUUCAAAACAUGCAGAGAUCGCCUGUUACCACCAGAAGGGUUCCCGGCGAACACACAUUGCGAUACUCCAUGGGCGCGCCCGGUCCACCUCGACAUCCAAGUUUCGAGAUACACGAUCCAGCUGUGCAAACAAGGUCGUUCUCAUCUCGACAUUCCAUGGGCGAGUCUUCGAGCUUCUCCCGCCACGGCUCCCAUCAACUAUAUUCAAGUAUGAGCAUGCCCCGGUGGCACGCAGGUACCGAUGAACUCAAUCGAACACGCAGGGAUAGGGUCUCACUCCCCGCUCCAGGCGAGACAUCACAAAGCAGGACUCUUGAUGAGAUCUUUCCAGAGGUCAAUCUGCCUAGGUGGCAACCUGAUUCGGAAGUGUCAAGCUGCCCGAUAUGCGGAACGGUCUUCAGUUUCUGGCAUCGGAAGCACCAUUGCAGGAAGUGCGGGCGAGUCGUCUGUGCCUCCUGCUCACCCCAUCGGAUCACCAUCCCCAGACAAUACAUUGUUCGGCCCCCGGAAUCCUCGGACACGCCUCCACCUGGAUUAUCCCCCUCUUCGUCCUCCAAUGUGGUUGAUCUCACGACGGAUGACACAGUCACCUCAAACCCCGUCAUGAACCCAGCCUUGGGUGGCGGAGAAGAAGUCCGUCUGUGUAAUCCCUGUGUACCAGAUCCCAAUCCGAACCCUCUCGGCUAUGAAUCUAUUCGCCCACAUGGUCAUCGUUCGACUCAUUCGCUUUCGUCCACGAUUGGAAGCAUGUGGACGGUAAGUCGCCAGUCGAUCAGAUCUCCCUUGUCCAUACUAACCAAUACAUCCAACAGCCUGAAACGCGUGGCUCAAGACAGAGCCGCCGUACCGUGGGUGCCAAUGACCGACCUUCUGCCUUCAGCCAAGAGACGCUACGAAGUCCUUUUAAUCAAACAUCGACUCGAGACACCCAUCAACCCAGGAGCCAACACCCCGCAUUUAACCCACCACGACAAGUCCAGCGCCCGUCUGCAGUAUCCGAACGAGAUCUGUGUCCAAUUUGCGGCAAUCGAUUCCCCCCUUACCGACGAGUAUCCCGUCGAGUCUCGUGAGGCUCACAUACGCCAAUGCAUUGAAGGCUAUGGAGCAGGUCGAGGAUCCCCAGCUAGCCAGAGCCAGGGCGAAGGCUCAGCACGACAAGCCCUGCCAUCACCGCCCAUCGCGCGAAUGCUACAAUUCACAGCGACGGAGAAGGAUUGUCUCGGGGAAGAUGGUGCAGUUGCCGAAUGCACGAUCUGCAUGGAAGACUACGAGGUUGGGCAGGUCCUGGCCCGGUUGGAGUGCCUGUGCAAGUUCCACAAGGAUUGCAUCAUCGAUUGGUUUGAGAGGAAGGCUGAGUGCCCGGUACACAAGGUCUCCUAG